Ctenocephalides felis (cat flea) is the source of this 2659-nucleotide messenger RNA. RefSeq names its product cAMP-dependent protein kinase catalytic subunit-like. Lineage: Eukaryota; Metazoa; Arthropoda; Insecta; Siphonaptera; Pulicidae. Gene Ontology annotation, molecular function: cAMP-dependent protein kinase activity; ATP binding. Gene Ontology annotation, biological process: peptidyl-serine phosphorylation. Gene Ontology annotation, cellular component: cAMP-dependent protein kinase complex; nucleus. The record is from RefSeq and is a predicted model, not a curated record.
UUGGCACGACUGUUCGCCGUCAUUAUUGGUUUUGUGCGAAUGAUAACAUGGCCGCCGUGUAACUUGUGUUAAAAAAUAGUGAAGAAUUUAGGUGUUUUACGGAGUCUUUAAAAACAAGAUAAUUGGCGCAAUGAUUAGUUUACGAAUGUAUUAAUAUGCGUGCGUGUCAGUAAAAUUCGCGUCGGAUAGUUUUCGGUGUUUGUGACAGAUUCGAUAAUUAUUUAUUUUACAUAAGCUCUCAUCUUUGUGUCAUCGGCCGAGUUUUUUGUGUAAACUAACAGUAGUUCGAUAAAAUUAAGUCAGUAUUGAAAUGCUCUAGACAUUCGCAAUGUCUGUUUUUAUAGGAGAGAUGGCUUGCUGAUCGACAGUGACAGCUUUGGACAUUACGCCAAGGGCCGUGACAUCAGACUUCAAAAGGUAGUCGGUUAUAAUAUAUAGUAUAAAUUAAUUGCCUUUGCGAUUCGUUCGGAGCCCUGGAAGCAUUAAAAGGCACGAUCAUGGGCAAUAAUGCCACUUCGGCCAACAAAAAGGUGGACGCUGCCGAAAGCGUCAAAGAGUUUCUCGAUCAAGCCAAAGAAGAAUUUGAAGACAAAUGGAAGAAAAAUCCAACGAACACGGCGGCUUUGGACGAUUUCGAACGAAUUAAAACAUUGGGUACUGGAUCCUUUGGCAGGGUCAUGAUUGUCCAGCACAAACCGACCAAGGAAUAUUAUGCAAUGAAAAUUUUAGAUAAACAAAAGGUUGUCAAACUGAAGCAAGUCGAGCAUACCUUGAACGAAAAACGCAUUCUACAAGCCAUUAGCUUUCCUUUUCUGGUCAGCUUGAAAUUCCACUUCAAAGACAAUUCAAAUCUCUACAUGGUAUUAGAAUAUGUUCCCGGUGGAGAAAUGUUUUCCCACUUGCGAAAAGUUGGUAGGUUUAGCGAACCACAUUCACGAUUCUAUGCUGCUCAAAUAGUAUUAGCGUUUGAAUACUUACAUUAUCUAGAUUUGAUCUACCGAGAUCUUAAGCCCGAGAACUUGUUGAUCGAUUCUCAGGGCUAUUUGAAAGUCACUGAUUUUGGUUUUGCAAAACGAGUUAAGGGUCGCACUUGGACAUUGUGUGACCCUGAAUAUUUAGCCCCAGAAAUAAUUUUGAGCAAGGGGUAUAAUAAAGCGGUUGAUUGGUGGGCAUUAGGAGUCUUAGUUUACGAAAUGGCGGCUGGUUAUCCGCCGUUCUUUGCCGACCAACCGAUCCAAAUCUACGAGAAGAUUGUUUCUGGCAAAGUUCGUUUUCCUUCUCAUUUUGGCUCAGAUCUCAAGGAUCUGUUACGAAAUUUGCUGCAAGUAGAUCUGACAAAACGCUAUGGCAACUUGAAAGCGGGCGUAAACGAUAUCAAGGGGCAUAAAUGGUUUGCUUCAACUGAUUGGAUUGCAGUAUUCCAGAAGAAAAUAGAAGCACUUAUUCCUCGAUGCAAGGGUGCAGGCGACACUAGCAAUUUCGACGAUUACGAAGAGGAGGCGCUGCGUAUCUCCAGCACCGAGAAGUGCGCCAAAGAAUUUGCCGAAUUCUGAAUGCUUCAUGUUUUUGUCUUUCAUUUUGGAAAUGAGUUAAUUGCAGUUUUUAUGUUGGUCAUAUUUCUUGUGAAAAGUUGAAAGUAUUUAAAAUAAAAAGCGAAAAAGACUCUCCUCUGAGCCCCCUUUACCAAAACAAAGAGAACAUUUAUUGUGAAAAUACACACAUGCUAAUGUUUUUUCAUAAAUAGGAGUCGAAACCCCCUCUCUCGUUACAUAAAUAUAAUUGUGUGUUAAUCGCUUAUUUACAAGAGAAUCAUGAUCAUUAGUAAUAUGUAUGCACAUGUAUAUAUGUGUAUAUGAUGCGCAUAUGUGUGUAGGCAUACUGUAUAGUAAGAAAUAUUUAAACAAGAUAUAGGUAUUAAAUUACUAAAACAGUUUUAAAGUAAACAUUCACAUUUACAUGGACACGCAGACACAGAUAUACAAUUCAUUCAAAUUUAUAUGAUAAAUUUGAGUGGCAUUUACAGGUAGCUCAUAUUCAGCAUUGUUGAAUUCUUCAGUUAUAAAUUAUGCAAAAUAAUAUCGAUAUAUGAAUCAAGUUUAAUAACUAUUAAUUAAUCUUAUUUUUUAAUGUUGUUUUAAAUAUUCAGAAAGAUAUCAAUGCGGUGCAUUUAAUGUGUACUACCUGUAUAUGAGUUUUUCUUAUUAAUAUAAAUACAUUACAUCCACCUAUACAUAUAGAUAUAUAAAUGUGUAUACCAUUUUAUUUGUUGUGUAGUCGUUUUAUCAUGGAAAUCAAAAAUUGCUUUUUCAUAGUAGUGCUAGUUAUAUAAAAAAACAAAAAAUUGGUAUGAAAAUUUCUCUAGAUGGAAAAUAGUAAAGCUGUGUUCUAUCCCUUAAUAGCUUUGCAUCAACUUUCUGCAUAGUGAAUAGGGCUCCCAAUAUCAUUUUGAUAUGUAUACUGUGAUAUAUUUCCGGCAUAUAUUCAAAACUUUAUGAUCACUUUAUUUAUGUUAACAAACGAAAAUUUUAAGUAAAUUUGUAUCCUUUAAUGCAUGCCUGUAUUUCUGAACAUCGGAUAAUGCAUCAAUAUUUUAUAUUCUCGAAAACUCUGCAUCGAGUUGAUGCAAAAAAAACUAUCAUCACGGCUUUAUGUUGUAAUC